This is a messenger RNA of Aspergillus vadensis CBS 113365, 1480 nucleotides long. It is a transcript of the gene trm10, whose product is annotated as tRNA (guanine(9)-N(1))-methyltransferase. Gene Ontology annotation, biological process: tRNA N1-guanine methylation. NCBI's taxonomy places the organism in Eukaryota, Fungi, Ascomycota, Eurotiomycetes, Eurotiales, Aspergillaceae. Gene Ontology annotation, molecular function: tRNA binding. Gene Ontology annotation, cellular component: nucleus. The transcript has a single exon. The record is from RefSeq and is a predicted model, not a curated record. The coding region runs from base 122 to 1363 and encodes 413 amino acids.
GUUGGUGAUUGUCUGUUCACUUUCUUUAUUAUUUUUUUUGUCUCUGUAAGGGAUUAUUUAUUGGAUUUGUUGUGAUAGGGGAGAGAAAGGAUUAUUGCUAAUUGAGAGUUCCGACUACGUUAUGGAGGAAGACAACGAUCGGCCUAGAAAGCUUCCUAAGCUUGAUCACGACGAGUCUCAGGAUUCGGAGCCCAGAAUGAGCGGUGCGCUGCACGUCGCUGAUAAUGUCUCUACGGCUGCUACGGCUGGGACAGACAAUGGCGACAACGAGCAACCUAUCAUGACGUCCGAGAAUGAUACUACUACUACUGCCCACGGCGCCGCCGCCGACAGCACCACAGCCCCCACCACCGAAGAUGGAGCGCCCAAGAUCUCCAAGCGCGAGAUGAAGCGCCAACGCCGCCGCGAACAAUGGGACCAGCAGCGCGAUCUGCGACUCGCAAAGCGCAAGAAAACCGCACAGGCGCGCAAAGAGCGCCGCCGCGCAGCGUUCGAACAGGCGCGGCUGGACGGUACGGAAGCCGAACUGAAGAAGCAAUACGAACGGACUCAGGAGCGCUUCCGCAAGUCGACGCUGCUUCCGCUUACACUAGUCAUUGACUGCGGAUACGACGAGUUGAUGUUGGAGAAGGAGCGGAUUUCACUGGGGUCGCAGAUCACGCGGUCGUACUCGGAUAACAGUCGGUCGGUGUAUCGGUCGCAUUUGGUGUUUUCGUCGUUCAAUAAGAAGUUGAAGGAGCGGUUUGAUACGAAGUUGAAUAAACAUUACUUGAACUGGAAAGGGGUUAGGAUCCUGCCGGAUGAUUUCGCCGAGGUGGCGGAGAAGGCGAAGGAGUGGAUGGUUGUUCCUGACGGGGGUAAGAUGGAGGGAGUCUUUGCUGAUAAGGCGGAUAUGAAGCCUGAGGAGGGGGAGGUGGUUUAUCUGAGCAGUGAUAGUCCUCAUACGUUGACGGAGUUGAAGCCGUUCAGUACGUAUAUUGUUGGGGGUUUGGUGGACAAGAAUCGGCACAAGGGGAUUUGUUAUAAGCAGGCCGUCGAGAAGGGGAUCAAGACGGCUAAGCUGCCUAUCGGAGAUUAUAUCCAGAUGGCGUCCAGACAAGUGCUGGCUACGAAUCAUGUCGUGGAGAUUAUGCUCAAGUGGUUGGAGCUGGGGGAUUGGGGGAAGGCCUUCUUGGCUGUUAUUCCGCAGCGGAAGGGUGGGAAGUUAAAGGAGUCGGGAGCUGAGGCGGAGGGGUCUCAGCAUGAGGAGGAUAAUGCAGAGGAGGAAGAAGAGGAGGAAGAAGAGGAGGCGUUGGAGCAGGCCCAGCAGGCUGCAGAGGAGCCUGAUCAGGCGAUGGCAGAGGCAUCUGCGGAGAGCAAGUGAGGGCUUGCUGCUGGACAUAGUGUAUAUAUGCAGCGGUAUAAGCUGCCAUCAGGUUGUCUACUAAAGAAGUGGCUGGCCAAUCUACUUUUUUUCCGAUGACUAGCAGGAAGUUACUAG